UUAGACCGCGGCUUGUUGUUGUAUGAAGUUAGCGAAAACACACGGAAUAAUUCUCUUUAAACGAACCUAAUGUCCCAAAUACAACAGCCAGAAUGAUGGAAUCGCACCUGAACACUAAGGCUGAGCGACGGGACCAGGUGAAGGUGGACGACUUGAGGAUCGAUCUCUUAUCAGAGUUCAGCGCAUUACCUUACCCACAGCUUUCCAGCACCGACGAGCGGGAACACCUGAAGGUUUACCUCCGCAUCCGACCCUUCAGCUCAGCAGAGAGCCACAAUGGAGAGUCUCAGGACUGUGUGACUAUUGAGCCCCCGGACACAGCUUUACUGAAGCCUCCGAAUCUGUCCCUGUCAGCGAGGCUUAGUUCGGAAAAAUCUCUUCCUCAAACUGGACAACGCUUCAAGUUCUCCCAGGUUUAUGGUCCUGAGACUUCACAGAAAGAUUUCUUCCAGGGAACAGUGAAGGAUUUGGUGAAAGACGUCCUGGAGGGCGGGAACUCUCUGGUUUUCACAUACGGAGUCACCAACGCCGGCAAGACCUUCACAUUCUUAGGUCCAGAUGCUGAUGCUGGCAUCCUGCCCCGCACCCUGGAUGUUAUCUUCAGCAGCAUCGCUGAGCAGGUGUUCAACGGGACGAGCAUCAAACCUCAGCGAUGCAGAGAGUUCACCAGUCUCACCGCGGAGCAGCAGGCCGAGGAAGCCGCCUUCAAGAGACACUUCUUCAGACAAUUUAAAGAGAAUGAGAGGAGCAAUGCCAGCCUGCAGAGCUCCACCAAUAAGUCUCUCUUUGAAGGCACCUCCAUGAUGGAUACUUCAGAGGAGAGGAUCAAUCUGGAAGUGGACGCACACACAAAGUUCUCUGUUUGGGUUUCUUUUUGUGAAAUCUACAAUGAGAACAUUUACGACCUCCUGGAGGCGGCACCCAGCGGAGCCGUGAAGAGGAUCAAUCUGCGCCUGUCACAGGACGUCAAGGGCAACUCCUUCGUCAAAGAUCUGCGCUGGGUUCAGGUGAAUACAGCAGAAGAAGCUUACAAAGUGAUGAAGCUCGGCAAAAAGAACCAGAGUUUCUCCGCGACCCAACUCAACUUCCGCUCCAGCAGGAGUCACAGUAUUUUCUCCAUUCGGAUACUGAGGAUUGAAGACAUUGGGACUAUGCGGGUCCGCGCAGUCAGCGAGUUGUGUCUGUGUGACCUGGCUGGAUCGGAGCGGUGUGCAAAGACUCAGAACAAAGGAGAGCGCCUGAAAGAAGCUGGGAACAUUAACACGUCUCUGCUCAUACUUGGGAAAUGCCUCAAAGCACUGCGACACAAUCAGCAGGCCAAGCUGCUGCAGCAAGUUCCCUUCAGAGAGAGCAAACUGACCCACUACCUGCAGAGCUUCUUGUGUGGGAGAGGGAAAGCCUGCAUGAUCGUCAACAUCAACCAAUGCGCCUCCAUGUACGACGAGACCCUCAACGUCCUCAAGUUCUCUGCUGUGGCCCAGAAGGUGGUCGUCCUGUCCUCCCGUCCGCCUUCCAUCGUUCCAUCAUCAUCAUCCAAGAAGUCGGCCUUCGAGAUGUCCAUCCUCAUCAACAACGCUGACAGGAAGAAUCGGCCCGGCAACCGGAGGAGCUCCCUGAUUGGCUGGGAAAGCAGCCUAGAGGAUGUCCAGGAGGAUGAGGAUGACGAGGAUGAGGAAGAUCAGAGCCUGAUGGAGAGCACGAUGGAUCAGACGGGCGACGAAGAGGAAGUCACGCAGCAGCUGCAGGUCCAGCUGAAGAAGGAAAGAGCGGAGAACCUUCUGAUGGAGACUCGGGUCAGAGAUGAAAUCGGCAAAGAAUUCUCCGAGCUCUUCUCCGAGAUGCAGAACGAUUACAAUGAUCGCCUGUCGAGGGACAAAGAGAUCCUGGAGGAGAGAGCAGAAACUAGGAUGAAGAUCUUCAAGAAUCUCAUCGACAAGAUGGCCGACGCUGGACCCGGGCAAGACGCAAAAGCAAUGGAUGUGUUGGCUGCCUUUGAGGAGGAGAGGAGAGGAAGAGAGGAAGCCAUCACUGCUCUGGAGAUCCAAACUACAGGAAGAGAGGAGGCUCUGGCAUCUUUACAGAAGGAGAGAGGAGACAACGAGAAACUCCUAGAAUCUGAGAGGAGAGCGAAGGAUAAGGCCGCUGCAGAGCUCUCAGAAGAGAGUAAACAAAGGAUGGAGGUCGUUGCUUCUCUGUGUAGAGAAAGAAGAGUUAGACAGGAGGCUGAGAUUCGCCUGGAGGAGGAGAGGAAGGAGGUGAGACGUCUGAUGGAGGAAAGAGAAACACUCCAACAGGAAGUCAGAGAGAAGACGUCUAGACUGGAAACCAGCGAGCAGCAGAUGGAGGAGAACAGACGGGAAGAGGCGGAGGGACGCAGGGAAAUGAUGGCCGUCGCUCAUGAAGCCAUCGCUCAGAAAGACAAGGAGCUGGAGAAGAGAGGCGAGGAAAUCAACAGACUAAAAGAAAGCACCAAGCAGGACUCGGACGAAGUGAAGAGUCUGAGCGUCGACCUUCAGAGGAAAGAGGACGACUCGUCAGACCUCAAAGAGAAACUGGCCGACUACAAGAAGCAGAUCCAGCAGGUCCAGAAGGAGAUCUCGACCAUGAGAGAAGAGGAGAAGCUUUCGAAGCAGAAGCUGACCGACAUGGAGAAAUCCAAGAGGCAGCUUCAGUCCGACAUCGCCAGCAGAGACAGAACCAUCCAGACACUCAGAGUGACUGACACGCUCCACCAGAAAUCCUGCACAGACCUUGAAUCCACGCAGCGUGUGAUGGAGGAUAUGCGUCUGGCUCUGACGGAGCAGGAGGAGACGCAGGAGCAGAUGGAAACCGUCCUGGAGGAGAAACUCAACGUCAUCCAGGAGCUCUCCAGCGAGGUGGAGAAGUUGAAAGGAAUGUUGUUGCAGCAGGAUCGCCGUGGAAACGAUGCAAAUGAUCAAACCACCGGCCAAUCGGAUGACCUCAAACAGGCCAUACAGGAAGUGGCCCAGUCACAGGAACGCUUCAAGCUGUGUUCAGAGAAACAUCAGAGCGAGCGCAGGAAGUGGCUCGAUGAGAAGCUGCUUCUGAUUGGCCAGGCUAAAGAGGCGGAGGGCAAGAGGAACCAGGAGAUGAGGAAGUUUGCUGAAGACAGAGAGCGGCACGCCCGACAGCAGAGCCAGCUGGAGUCGUUGUCCUCCCAGCUGGCGGAGAAGGAGCAGCUGAUGGAGAAAUGGAGGAAGGAGAGAGACACUUUAGUCUCUGCUCUGGAGGUCCAGUUACAGAAGCUGCUCUCCAGCCAAGUGGAGAAAGAUAAGCUCAUCCAGCAGCUGCAGAACAAUAGCACACACACACCAGCAGAGUCUGCUGAGGGUGACGGUGUCGUGGCGGAGCUUCAGGCGGCUCUUUCUGAACGAGACUCUGAGAUCCUGCGACUGAAGGAAGAGCUCGAAGCUGCAAACAACAAACAGGAGGAAACACAGACUAAAACCACUGAAAGCGAAAGCCCUGCAACAUUGGUUGGGAAACCCCAGAGUGAAGGCAUCAAGAGGAAGUCAAGAGGAAGGCGGGACAACGGACUGUCCGUCAGCAGCCAGAGCUCUAAUGGCUACCCGUCGGUUUUGGACGCCUCUGAGAUUUCCACGGAGAACGGCAGGAUGAGUCGUUUCCCUCGGCCGGAGAUGGAGAUUUCCUUCAGCCCUCUGCAGCCGAACCGCAUGGCUCUGAGACGCCAAGGAGAGGAAAACUCUGUCACCGUCAAAAUCACCCGGUCGGCGCGCAAGAGGAAGAGCGUGGAGAUGGAAAAGUGUCACAUUUUUAGGAGGAGUAAACGACGAACAACACGCAAGGAAGAGUGGAGAACAAGAGGAACACCCAGGAUCAAAGCAACGCCAAAGCUCACCGCACACAAAGAGGAAGAGUCCUCUCCUGCUGAUGUUCACCACUCAUCUUCUUCCCCUCAGAGCAAAAUGGAAGGAGCGCUGCAGAAGUUCGGAGACUUUCUGCAGAGCUCUCCAACACUGCUGGGAUCCAAAGCUAAGAAGAUGAUGAGUCUGGUGAGCGGUCGUAGUGAUUUUGAAUCAGCUUCCUCCUCGUCUUCAUCGCUCAGCCUGAGACUCAAGAAGAGCAAAAAGAAACUGUACAGACCUGAGAUCUCCUCCCCGAUGGACAUGCCCUCAUAUCCAAUAAUCAGCAGAACGCCGGAGGAGAAAGAGAGCGACCAUCAGAUCAUUAAGAGACGUCUUCGCACGCGGACGCCUAAACUUUGAGCCUCCUUAUGUACUCACACUCUGACCAGAUGAAGGAAGCAUUAGGCUAUUAUCUUAUAUCUUAUUUAAUCUAAAAACGCAUAUUUGAAUAGUUAAAUAGGGAGGUUUUAGAAGAGGUAAAAUCACUAAGCUGGUUAUAAGGUUAAAGGAACAGUUCAACAUUUUGCGUCAGUGGAGUACAGCGCUUCGCGAUUGUCAACUGCAUUGCAGAUUGUUGCCGCGCAUGCGUACCAGUUAUGUGCACCCCUGCAUAUAGGACGUUUAGGGCCACAUGUGAACAUUUCUUUUUUUGACAUCUGACCAAAAGUGAAUUCAGAAUUAAGACAUCUAAGACUUUUUUUCUCUGGAUUUAAAUCAGAUUCUCAUAAUUAGAAAAAAUUAUUAAAAAUCUGAGAAUCUUUUUUUUUCAUCGGAAUUUUGACGGAAAAAACCGAACUUUUACCGAAAUCAGAUUUCUUUUUUCUGAGAUUACUAUUUUUUUCUAUGUUUGUUUUGAAACCCAAGACUCUUGAUUUAAGGCGGAAUUCUGGGAAAAAUCUAAAAUAAUUCUGUCUGGGAUUAAAGUUUGAAUCUAAAAAAUUCAGAGUGACUUUUUUCUCAGACAAAACAACACUUUUGGUCAGAUAUCGAAAAAAUCCACAUCUGGCUCUUCCGUAUAAGUUAGAUAUUCCAGACGCUGUAUUAUAUUUUCUAUUUAUCUGUACAUCAACACUACUAACAGAACUCUCACUGCACUUUAUUCUUUAUUUCAAACUAACUUAACCCUUUGUUUUUACUGAAACUAAUUUCUUCAGCUUUAGAGUGUUCUCGUUUCUCGCUGAAGGACAGCCGAGAGUUUCUCUGUUGUAAAACCUUCCUGAGUUUCAUCACAACAUUCCUUCUGAAAUUGUGCACUUUUCUCUUGAUUAUUACUUUUUUCUAUUAUCAUGUUUUCCUCCUUUUUGAAAAGUUGUUCUCAAAGUCUUAUCAGUCAUUAAAAUACGAGACUGCUUCUAAUA
This is a messenger RNA of Trematomus bernacchii (emerald rockcod), 5245 nucleotides long. Its product is annotated as kinesin-like protein KIF20B. Gene Ontology annotation, biological process: microtubule-based movement. Bases 93 to 4247 code for a protein of 1384 amino acids. Gene Ontology annotation, molecular function: plus-end-directed microtubule motor activity; microtubule binding; ATP binding. NCBI's taxonomy places the organism in Eukaryota, Metazoa, Chordata, Actinopteri, Perciformes, Nototheniidae. The transcript is spliced from 34 exons. The record is from RefSeq and is a predicted model, not a curated record.